ACAGCGUACAAAUGCAAACAAACAAGGAAAUUCGUAAUCGCAAACAGUAACUGCACAAUACUCUCGGAAAUUUGAACUAUGGUGAAAAUUGCUGUACUUGGCUGCGGCCUAAUGGGUACUAAAAUUGCCGGAUGCAUGGCAUAUCAUGGGCAUCGGGUGAAAAUAUUUGAUGUCAAUGCAUCAGCUCUUUCUGUUGUUCAGGAGAAUUUAGACCAAGACAAAGAUGAAUUACAUAGAGACGGGCUGAUGACACACCCAAAGUUUCUGGGGCAAGUAUUAUGCAUGAGCCGAUUAGAGGAUGCAGUAGAUGAUGCAGAGUUCAUCUUUGAGGCUGUGAUUGAAGAUUUAGAUGUCAAGAAAGAAUUGUUUGAAAGGCUAACUCAGAUGUGUAAACCAGAUGCUAUUAUUGGCAGUAAUUCUCUUCAGUGUAAUAUUGAUGAAGUUGCAGAACGGGCAAAUUGUAAAGAGAGGAUUAUGAACCUGAGGUUUCUUCAUCCUGUAUACACAAUUCCUGAAGUAGAGAUUACUACAACCAGACACACAACACCUAAUAAUGUAGAGAAAGUGAGGCAAUUAUUGGAGAAGAUGGGCAAGACUCUCUUUUAUCGUUCAGGUAAAGAACCUCUCAUCCUCUCAGCCAUCCAGAUUGCUUCAAGAAAAUUGGCACGUCGGCAGCAGAUUUUGAGGCAAAGGGGACUUGCGGGAUUCCCUCAAAAUGAUGUACCAGGCCUGGGCCACGAUGGCAAUACAACACCUAUGCAAGAUGAUGAAUGUGCCACGAGUAACGAAUUCGACUGCGCAAUUUGCAUGGACCGAAAACGUGACUGCCUCCUGUGCCCAUGCCACCAUCUCGUCACUUGUCACGAAUGUGCGAAAUCGCUCGUAAAUCGCCAAGACUGCUGCCCGAUAUGCCGGAAGGAGAUUUCAGAGAUCAUUCGCGUGUUUACGGCUUGAUGCAAUGAUGAUUAAGAACUUUAUUGCACAGGGUUUCCAAUCAUAAAAAGAGGCUUCAUGGCCUUUAUGCUGAACUGCAGUUUUAUUAAUACCAUGGUUUAAUUUGAGUAGCCAAAAUUGUCAGAAGUAAAAAAAAAUUUUUGUACAAUUAAUGUUCAUUUUUUGUUUGUUGGACUUCUGGACCCUGUAACAUGAUUGCUUGCAAAUUGUAAAAUGACAUCGGUCAAUCAGUAUCUGUGUUGCGUGAACACAAUGUCUAUUAUAUCCCUUAUCUACCAAUCAUGAUAGUUGUACUGAAUUGCAAUUUGUCAUAAAUCUAUAGUGUCACAGGGUCCUAGUCUCUUAAUAUAAUGGUCGAGAAAACAAUUGCACUUAUCAUUCCCAGACAACCAAUAUGAUAUGAAUACCAAAAAUGUUUACAAAUCAAAUAUCUAUGUUCCGUAGAGAUUAAUGUUCCAUCUGGCUAUGUGUGGUUUAACAUAAAUGUAAACCUUUGAGUUAAACCAGGGGAUGUGUUCCAUAUAGCUGUUUGUACAUUAAACUCAGCUUUAUGCAUGACUGUUGACAUGUUCAUGGGGUGCCAAGUCAGAUUCUCAACCAUUUGUAUUCCCAUUUGAUAUUGGGCCCCAUCUUACAAAGUAUUGCAGUUGAUCUGAUCAACCUCAACUUUAUUGAAAUCCAUCAAUGCCAUAAUUUUUGUUCUCCAGGAAUUUUGCACAAUGUUCCUUGUAAACAAAGAGAAGUACACUGAAUUUUCAAGAAAACAAUGAAUGUAUUAAUACAUCAUAUGUAUAAAAUAUGCAUUUGGAUAUCGACGUUGCUGGCUUUUCGUAGUUGUGGUUGAUCAGAUCACUUGCAAUACUUUGUAAGACGAGGCCCUGAUCUUUGUAAAUUAAAAUUCUUGUUGUUAACAAGCAUAAGCAUAUGAAUGAAAAUUUAAAAAAUGUCAGGAUAUGAUAUUAAAGUGCUAUAGAAAAUUCACUCCCACUGUGUUAUAAGAGGUAAAAAAGGGGUCUCACAUUUUGCCCCCAUGAACAGGUCAGUCACAAGUCAUGUGUAAAUUUGUGCGCAAUUCACGAUCAGCUUUGUAAGAUGCCACAGAGAGUUCAGAAUGUUGGUCCAGGAGUAUUUGCUCACUAAAAUUGACCUUUGACCUUUGACAGGUCAAUGGCCUUUCUGACUUCUUACAUCCGCUACAUUUGAUUUUCAUUUCUUUUAUAUUUUGACAAUUUU
Molecule: messenger RNA, 2187 nt
Organism: Lytechinus pictus (painted urchin)
Lineage: Eukaryota; Metazoa; Echinodermata; Echinoidea; Temnopleuroida; Toxopneustidae
Product: 3-hydroxybutyryl-CoA dehydrogenase-like
Exons: 8
Coding region: 79-954 (291 amino acids)
Biological process (GO): fatty acid metabolic process
Molecular function (GO): oxidoreductase activity; NAD+ binding
Source: RefSeq, a predicted model, not a curated record